AUGAGAACCCAAGGCAUGUUCAACAGCCAACCCCAGGGCAUUGAAAAGCCAAAGGUGCCUGGCACCAUUGAUAUGACAGUCACAGACGACAGUCAAACUGCAUACGGUCUUUCUUUGACACCGACUCCCUCUGCGGACCCGAAUGACCCGCUCAACUGGACCCCAAGAAAGAAAUACUCGAUCCUAUUCCUUGUCUCUGCGUACUCCUUUCUAGCCAACGGUGCAUUGAUCGGCCCCAGCGUCUAUGUCAACCUCCUCGCUCAGCAGUUUGGUAAAACACCCGGUGAGACAUCGCAGCUGGUGAACAAUCCAAACCUACUGUUCGGCUUCGCAGGCUCCCUCGUUUUCGUUCCUAUGUACCAGAAGAUCGGCCGCAGACCCACGAUGCUACUCUCGAUCGUUGUCUUCUGCGCUGGCCUUCUGGGCUGUGCUCUGUCCAAGUCAUACAAUGUCCUGAUGGGCUUUCGAAUGGUUCACGGUUUCGGCUCAUCAGUUUGCGAAGCAUUACCAGCGCAAGCUGUGGCCGAUGUCUUCUUCUUUCAUGAACGAGGAAAGGCACUCGGCUGGUAUACCUUUGCACUUGCUGCUGGGUCUCUAAGUGCUACAGCUGCCAGUUACAUGUUAUCGAGUGGAUUGUCGUACAAUCUAUUUUUCUGGAUAGAAUUUGCUCUCGGAUGUGUCCUCUUCCUCCUCACUCUCGCACUUUUCGAGGAAACAAUGUACCUUGAGGAACGCCAACCUUCUUCACCCUCCAGCCAACGGCCAAUUAACGCCGAAUCCAUCAAAGACGAACCCCAAGCAACUUCUGAAUUUAUGGAAUCCAGGCUUGAGGAGUCCGUCACAGUUCCACCAAGGAAGACCUACCUGGAGCAGUGCAAGAUCUUCGGAAAGACGGACCCCAAUAGCCCGGUCUUAAUGAUGAUGAUCCGAUCCUUUACUUACCUCAUUGUACCCCAGGUGUUCUGGGUCUGCGCUACCUAUGGGAUGGUCAUUGGGCUUGCUGGGCUCGCCUUCACUUCUACUUUCCCAACUAUUGUUGCCGCUCCUCCAUACUCAUGGCCAAUUGAGAAUACCGGCCUCGUGGCAAUAUCGGCAUUCAUUGGCUAUUUGCUAGCAGCAGGACCCUUUAGUACCGUCCCGGAUCGAGUAUCCGCUUGGCUUGCCCGCAGGAAUAACAACAUUCACGAAGCCGAAUACCGCCUUUGGUGUCUGGUGGUUGUCUUUUUCAUCGCUCCAGCAGCACUUAUUCUAUAUGGAUAUGGUGCAGGGAAUCACUUGCAUUGGUUCGCACUCGUAUUCGCUGUGGGCAUGUUCCAAUUCGGAUCUUUCUUCUAUCUCACUUACACGCUCGCAUAUGCGAUGGAUUCUUAUGAGGCCAAGAUGCCUGAGAUGCUGAUUGCGAUGAACAUUGGCAAAAUGUCAAUUUCUUUUGCCUUUGGUUACAAAGUGAUCGACUGGGUCCAGGCCGAUGGCUAUAUCACGGUCUUUGCAGGCAUCUUUUGUGGCGCACUAACUAUUAAUAAUCUGUUCGUCUUUGUGUUCCUGAUUUUCGGAAAAUGGUUCCGACGAUGGCUCAGCACCACUGCUCUUUCGAAGAUGCACAGGGAGAGCCUGGGUUAA
Fusarium verticillioides 7600 is the source of this 1620-nucleotide messenger RNA. RefSeq lists its product as hypothetical. Gene Ontology annotation, molecular function: transmembrane transporter activity. Bases 1 to 1620 code for a protein of 539 amino acids. NCBI's taxonomy places the organism in Eukaryota, Fungi, Ascomycota, Sordariomycetes, Hypocreales, Nectriaceae. Gene Ontology annotation, biological process: transmembrane transport. The transcript has 11 exons. The record is from RefSeq and is a predicted model, not a curated record.